Molecule: messenger RNA, 527 nt
Organism: Nelumbo nucifera (sacred lotus)
Lineage: Eukaryota; Viridiplantae; Streptophyta; Magnoliopsida; Proteales; Nelumbonaceae
Source: RefSeq, a predicted model, not a curated record
GUCCGAUUCUCCGUGUCUGUGGACUGUGGCUUUCAUCGUGGAGAGAAGACAAAAAGAAGGAUAAAAAAGAACAGAAGGAAAGAUGAUCGAAGUGGUGUUGAACGAUCGGCUGGGGAAGAAAGUUCGGGUUAAAUGCAACGAAGAUGAUACCAUUGGAGACCUGAAGAAGCUGGUUGCAGCCCAGACAGGGACCAGAGCCGAUAAGAUCAGAAUUCAGAAGUGGUACACCAUCUACAAGGAUCACAUCACCCUCAAAGACUAUGAAAUUCAUGACGGCAUGGGCCUCGAGCUCUACUACAACUAGUUGGUUAUCACCAUGUCCAUACACAGAAGAAAGCACCUAUUGAGUCUGUCAUCCGUUGGGAGACUUUAGCCAUAAAAAUACAUAUGACUUUAAAGGGGCGUGCAAAGUAGCAUCAAUGUCUUCCUGUCUUUAUUACAUGGACGUGAUAGUGUUCUGAGCUUGGAAACUCAGUAUGACAGUAUUGGCUAUAUCAAUAUUCAAUAAUACUUCAUUUCUUACUUUA